Messenger RNA from Aethalodelphis obliquidens (Pacific white-sided dolphin), 5944 nucleotides. RefSeq names its product lysine demethylase 8 (putative) (gene KDM8). Lineage: Eukaryota; Metazoa; Chordata; Mammalia; Artiodactyla; Delphinidae. The coding region runs from base 161 to 1381 and encodes 406 amino acids. The record is from RefSeq and is a predicted model, not a curated record. Gene Ontology annotation, molecular function: histone H3K36 demethylase activity. The transcript is spliced from 8 exons. Gene Ontology annotation, cellular component: nucleus.
UCUAGGCACGCCUUGGUGAUCGAUACUCCUCGGGCAAGCCUCUGACUACUCGGAGACAGCCGGAGUAUUCGGUCCAGAAGGAAAAGUCGUCGCCGGCCUCCGACGACUCGACACUGUCCAAACUCGAGACAGCACUCAUCGGACUGAGCCGGCUGGGCUGAUGGCGGGGCCGGGCGCGCUCUGGGAGGCCCUCUGGGCACUCCUGCCCCGCACGAAGGAGGAGCUGAAGCUGGAGCUGGGAGAGAAGGUGGAGGGCAGCGUGGUGACGCUGCUGCAGGAAGCCGCUGAGCUCUUCUACGGGGACAGGAGGCAAGAGUGUCUGCAGACCUGCGAGGCGCUGCUCGACUACUCCUGGGAGAAGCUCAACACAGGGCCCUGGCAGCACGUGGACAAGGGCUGGCGGCAGGUGUACUCCUUCAGCUGCCUCCUGAAAGCCGUGUGUCUGUGCGCGCCGCCGGGGGAUGCUGCCUCCGUGGCCGCCGCCCUGAAAGCCUGCGACAUGGGCCUGCUGAUGGGGGCGGCCAUCCUUGGGGACAUCCUCCUUAAAGUCACUGCCGUCCUCCAGAAGCACCUGCUCUCUGGAAAAAGGCCCGCCCCCGGCCCGAGCCAGGAGCCGCUUGGCAUAAAGAAAGCAAGGAAGGACCACGUUCCGAUUCCAGAUAUGACGUCAGAAAGCACGGUGCCCCGGCUUCACUGUCCAUCCCUCCAGUAUUUCAGGAAGCAUUUCUUGGAUCCAGGGAGGCCUGUGGUCUUGGAAGGUGUGGCCAACCACUGGCCGUGCAUGAAGAAGUGGAGUCUGGAGUACAUCCAAGAAAUCGCUGGCUGCCGCACCGUCCCAGUAGAGGUCGGUUCCAGGUACACGGACGAGGAGUGGACCCAGACGCUCAUGACUGUCGAUGAGUUCAUCAGCAAGUACAUCAGGAAUGAGCCGAAGGACAUCGGGUACCUUGCUCAGCACCAGCUCUUUGACCAGAUCCCGGAGCUGAAGCAGGACAUCAGCAUCCCCGAUUACUGCUGCCUGGGCGCCGGGGAGGAAGAGGAGAUCACCAUCAACGCCUGGUUCGGUCCCCAAGGCACCAUCUCCCCGCUUCACCAGGAUCCCCAGCAGAACUUCCUAGCCCAGGUGAUGGGCAGGAAAUACAUCCGGCUAUACUCCCCGCAGGAGUCAGAGGCCCUGUAUCCUCAUGACACGCACCUUCUUCACAACACGAGCCAGGUUGACGUGGAGAAUCCCGACGUGGAGAAGUUCCCCAGGUUUGCCGAGGCCCCAUUCCUGUCCUGCAUCCUGUCUCCGGGAGAGAUCCUCUUCAUCCCGGUGAAGUACUGGCAUUACGUGCGGGCUCUGGACUUGAGCUUCUCGGUCAGCUUCUGGUGGUCGUAGCCCGAGAGGAGGGUGCCCGGCAAGCAGAUGCGCUCGUGGUCACACAUCCUCCGCCCUGUGCCCGGCCCGGCCUGCGCCUAAGGACUCCCUCGUCUUGGCACACGCAGGGCGAGGGGUGCCCAGGCCAGUGUGGGCAGCAGAGGCAGGCGGGUGGGACCCCAAAGGGACAUUCCCGGCCCACAACCUGCACAGAAGCUCCGGGGCUCUGAGGUUGGCUGCCUGGAUUCAAGCCUGGCCCUGUCGCUUAACCGCUGCAUGAUGUGGGGCAAGGAACUCCACUGUGUCUCCAUCUGGGGAACAGGGCGGCGCUAGUCCUCACCACAGAGGGCUCUGGGGACGUGGUGUGGGCAGAGCUGCGCUACAGACCUCAGCCGCUGUCACCAGCCUUCCUGAUUAUUACUGUUGUAAAUACUGGCCUGUCGGGACAGCCAUGGCCCGCAGGCUCUGGAGCGGGGUGGCCAUGGCCUGGUCACGGGGGUGCUCAGCUCAGGCCUCUGCUGGGCAGUGGGGAGCCUGGGGCCGUUUCUGGCUUGGUUACUGAAGUGUAACCUGCCUUCAGGGAAGCGCACAGCCCUGCCAGCUUGGUGAAUUUCCCACUCCACACGCUCCCAGCAGCCAGGAACCACCUGGCGGCCCUCCUGCCCCUUGCUGCCGCCAUCGCCCGGGACCACUCCUCUCUGAAAGAGGGUUUUAGGCCAGGAGAGAGGCCCAGGCUUCAGACUUUCCAUAAACACGUUUGUUUUGUUUGUAUAAAACAUGGGUGGUUCUGUUUGAAUUUUGACCAGGUAAGGAUGCUGGGGGCAGGGGUGUCACAGACCUGCAGGAACAGCUGCGGAGGCGGCCCAGGGCCAUGCCUCUACCCACCAGGCCUCUCUCCCUCCGUGGCCACCUCAUGUCUGCUGGUCUGACCCUGGCCUCGGUCUCUUCCCUCUUGUAGGUAGCCUUCUUCCCGGGGGGAGAAGAUGGCCCCAGCAGGUCAACUCCAGAUCCCAGCACCUCUACCCACAGCUCAGAAACCUCAGGGAAGGUUCUGACCAUUGGGCCUGGGACCUUCGCCCAUUCUGGGGCAAUGCCGUGGGGCAGGGAGUGGCUGCUCUGAUUGGCGGGGCCUGGCUCACAGGCCCCCCCUGAGUUACUGUGAGAAGGGGGGUGGGAAGCAUUGAUGGGCAGCUAAAACUAGCUACUAAUGUCCUCUGUAACCAGGCCAAGGAAUUUGAACCUUAUCAUGUAGGUCUUGGGGCUUCAGCGUUUUGAGCAGAGAGAUCAUCAGAACAUACGUUUGAUUCUCAGCAGGGAAGAGGAGGGGCUGAUGGGCAAAGCUGCAGGGUGGCCGUGGGUCUGACGCCGUGGGUGAGCCCGGGCGAAUACGAGAGCUGUUUAGAAAGGAAUCGCGGGCUCUGUGAGCAGUUGCUUGUGAGGUCGUUUAUUCCCCUACCCAGCAUUAUUGAUAGUUAUUUACCUCAUUUUUCAUAUGAAGAAUUUAUAGCAAAUAUCAACGCCGCUGAAGGCAGUCAGGCAUAAAAUAGGGAUGCCACCAUGCCCACAGGCUCGCCAUCAGUGAGGAGACGGGCUGCAGACAAGCCAUAACUCCAGGGCUGCCUGCAUAACGCCCACUCCUUCCCCGGCUCCAGCUCCCACGGUGGCCCAGCCUUUAGGACCCCAUCCAUCCCAGCUGGCAGGUCCCACUCCUGACGAAAAGCGGUUCUCCUGUAAUGUCAUGGUUCUGAAGUUAGGGACUAGAGGAAGCGUUCAUUAAAACAUAUUGAGGCCUGGCCGCCUCGAGCAAGUGUCCCUUGUCAGAUGGGAAGAUGAAAUCUUCAUCUGCUCUCCGGGCAAGGCUCCCAUCUUGCUAGUAUCCCCGCUGGAGGGCUGGCUUCAGCUCUGAGGGGUGUGGACUGAAGGCGGCUUAGAAGAAAGGUGCCAACCAGCUGCUCGCAGGGCCGAGGGGAGGUACGGGCACCCACCCACUGGAGCUGCAGAGAGGCCUGCUCAACACCGGAGUCCUGUGCCAGGCAGGGCGCGGCAUCGAGCAGGAUGGGGGCCCUGCCCUCCUUGUGUUUCAUGCUCUUGGGGGGGUCCGGAGAGGAGACGGACAAUAAAAUAAGUAGUGCGGAUAGUGGUAAGUGCCAUGAAGGCAAGAGAACAGGGUGACGGUGGAAUGUGGCAACAGGGGAGGGAUUGGGGACGUGACUUUCAUAGCUGACGUCUGAGUAGAACCUUGAAGGACCUGGAGUCCAGAACUGACACUGAGAUUUGAGGACGGUGCUCCCAGCAGCAGGUGCAGCAGCCCCGAGGCAGGAAAGCCUUGGCCUUGGGAGAGAGGAAGGGGCUGGUGCAGCACGAGCAGAGGGCGCUGAGGGAAUGGGGAGGGCAGGGCCUGGACUGUGGCAGCGGGGGGAGGGAUGAAGGUGCUAAGCAAGGAGAGACGAGGGCUGAUCACAUUGCCGAGUGAGAAGAGCCCAAAGGGGGAGACUGGAGGCCGGAAGAGCGGUCAGUGUCCCCGGUCCAGUAAUCCCUGGAGUGACACGCUUGGGGCACCAGUGGGAGGGCAGAGUGGUGGGAGACAGGCUGUGCCCGGGGGCGGCAGGGCCGGAUCACCAAGGCCUUGAGUGCCAGGCAAGUGCUCUGGAACUUGGGGUUAGGGCUUUGGUUGGGCCGUGCCAAGGGGUCCUCAGGAAGUUCGUGCUGGCGUCACCGCAGGGGAGACUGGCAGCAGGAGGGCAGUGUCCCAGCAGCAGGUGCUCAGAGCUUCCUUGACACCUGCGUGGUGUGACCCUGCCUGGCCUUGACCGCCCAGCCACCUGCCCGGACAGGCAGGAGGGCCACGGCGUGCUGCUCUGCUUUUGGGCCCUGGCCUCCAUUCGCCCUUGUCUGGAACAGCAUUGUGGAGGAUGCCCUUCCUCCCGGGAAUGCAGCCUUGGAGGGUGUGUCAACCCGGAGCCCUUCCUGCACCUGCAUCUUGAGGGCGCAUUGGGACGACGAACAGAACAGCUGGAGCUGCUGUGCAGUGGCUGCAGUCCCCACCGUGACCGGGAGUGGGUCUUCCCCGCGGGAAUCCCCGAGCCCAGGGUCCAUGUUUUCUCAGACCCUCCCAAGAAACCCCUUUUCUGGGUAAGCUGGCUGGGGCUGGUUUCGGUGGCACAGCUGCGCCCACCUGCCCGCCCGCCAGUCGGGGCUCCCGCAGGGCUUCACCCAGGCUUGUGUUUGCCUUCAGAAGGCUGGCCCAGGGGCCGGGCCGGCGCACAGCUGAGCGCCUCUCGCUGCCUGGGGGUGGGCCUCAGGGCCCAGGCCGGACCCGGGUCCCGCCCCACAGUGGGUUGAUGCAGGUGAAUCGGGCAGAGGGUCCUUGCCGCACGGGUGGAGGACACCCCACCCUUUGGGCGCCCACAUUCAUUCCCUCUCUCCCUGGUAACAGCGUCUUCAAUUUGCUUAGAGAACCUCCUCACUCAGCUACGUGGCUCGGGAGGGGCUGCCCUACUCACGGCUCAGAGGUGGCCCAGGCCGAGAGUGCCCAUUGGACUAUCCCACCCUCCCCCACAGGUAUCCAGAUUGGAUGUUUGCUGGGAUGGGGGAGCCCCUAAAUGAGGCCCGCCCUCUUCCUCCUGACGGCGGGGCCUGGGUGAGCGAGGCCUGCAAGUAUGGAAGCCAUUUUGCUACCCUGAAGAAAGAGGCUGGAUUUGCUGGAAGACCGUGUUUUAGGCGCCAGCGUGAGGCCAACACUCAUGAUAACAGGGCAGAGAGAGAAAUAGGAUGCCUGGUGACAUCACUGGAACCACUAAGUCAAGCCUCUCCUGAAGGACCUCCUCUGGCCAAGUCCUUCCUUGUUUAAGCCACUCUGAGUUGGGUUUGCUGUCAUGGCUGAAGGGGUCCUGAUUGAUUCUGGGGUGGAAGGGAGGCGAGACAGGGAGUCAAAAUAGUGCGGCAAGUGUGAUGGUCAGAGACACGCGGGGAGGUGGGGGACUGGAGUGGAGGUGGUGACAGCCUAACUAAGAUCUAAAGGGUGGACAGGUGUUGCCCGCAAGGGCGGGACACACGAGGGGAGGGCAGGCAGGCGGGGGAGACGUGUGUGCAGAGGCCUGGCGGUGAGGAACACGAUGGUUCGUCCAGGGACAGAAAGAAAUGCCAUGCCCUGGAAGGUAGGAGGGGAGAGGGGCUGUGGUACAUGGGGCCCCAUCGCGUGGCCCGGGCCCGCGGGCAAGGGCAGUCAGCAGGGUCGUGCCAGGCCGCCUGGCACGGUGGGAAGGUGACUCCGCGGGAGAAGCCUGGAGCCGGUGGGUGAUGCCGUUCAGGCCGGUGCGUCUUGGGCCAAGGAGGGUGCAGCCCGGGGGGCGUCGGGGGGGCCAAGGCCCCCACAAGCCCAAGUCGGGCCGGCCAGUGUGGGUGGGAUGGGUGACCACAGCUGGGGACCGAAGGCAAAGCCGCCCUGAGCAAGUGGCCUCGGACGGUGCUGGGCAGGAGGAGCUCUGCCAGCCUCACUCCGGAGCCCAAGCCGGGGGGCUCCCAACUCUCAGUGAGCUCCAGGAAAGGGGGGCACCCAACCACAGACGAGGCCGAGGUGGCUGC